This is a messenger RNA of Funneliformis caledonium, 1434 nucleotides long. Lineage: Eukaryota; Fungi; Glomeromycota; Glomeromycetes; Glomerales; Glomeraceae. The record is from the annotation of a GenBank genome assembly.
AUGAAUGACGAUAUAGAAAAUUCGAAAGUUUUUCUUGUGAAAAAGAAAGAAAAUGACGCCCAUAAAAAAUUUUUUGAUGAUUUAGAAGAAAAAAGUAAAUGCAAAGUUGAUGAAAAUAUGAUAAUUAAUACUUUGGAAAACUGCAAUGACAACGAAGAAAUUCAGUCACUUGAAAAUCUAGUACACCAAUUAGCUAAUUCCAAAGUUGUGGAAUUACCAUACUAUGGUUCUUUAAAAAAACUUAUUGACUUGAAAGAUGAAAAGUCAAUUAUGGAGUUUUUUGAUUAUUGUGCGAAAGUGUGCAUCGAAGAAGAAAAACUUGAGCUCAUGUGCGAAGUUAUUGUUCUACUCCAAGAAUUCAUUGAUAUACCCUUCUACAAGAGUCCGGUGGCCAGGCUUAUAAAACAGCUCACUUACGUUAAGGUUCCAUUAAAAUGGUGUAAAUUAAGAGAAUACCAAUCAGUAAACGAAAAUCUUUAUGGUUACAAGAUUCAUAAUCCAAAGUUGUCCAAAUUUGACAGUUAUCCGGAGGACCCUACUGUGUUCAAUGCCUUAUUUCCACAUAAAAUAAGUCCCUUUGCAAAAUUCAUAAUCACCUAUCCCGACGAAAUAUUUCAAGCUUCUCAUGCUUCCUCUGAAAUAAUUGAUUCUCCAGCUUUUCACGCCAUUAUCAAGUUUAAGUGGCGGAUUGUCCUACCUGUUGUUACUCUAUUCCUGGGGAUCGUCCAAGACGAAAAUAAAAUACUCCCUAUUCUCCAAGCUUUAUCAAUCGGUUUCCUUUGGAUUGGUGCAAUCCAAUUUUUAGUUGCCUUUAGGAGAAUCGGAAUUUUCAUCAUUGGCUUAGUUAUAUUCGCUUCUGCCCACGGAUUAGUGGUUUAUUCCUAUAAAAUAAUUGAAGAAGAAAAUGUGACUGAUGUUGAAACUAAUGCAAAGCUUGGGAAGUUUAAAGAACUUACUCAUUAUACCAAUUCACUCAAUGCUUAUUGGGCGGGGUUUCUAAGUGAUUACAGUUUAUGGCCGGAAGGAGAUCCCUUUAUAUAUAUCGCAAAGGUUGCAUACUCACUCUUUAUAACUGUCGUAAUCCUGAACAUUAUGAUUGCACUUGUAAAUAAUGUCUAUACAGAAGUACUUAAUCGUGCACACACUGAAUGGACCAUGGUACGGGCACAAAUGAUUGUCAUCAUUGAACUCGCUACAAUGACGCCAUCUAAUCGUCAAAAUAGGGAUUAUUUUCCUUGGACCAUAUUUUAUAAAGCUUUCACUGAAGAUGUUGAAAGUUGGCACCAAAAGCUCGAAGCAGAUAAUAUCACAGUUUCACGGAAUAAAAUCCAGAGUUUAGAUGAAAUGGCAGAUGAGAUAGCCAAAAUGAAAGAUGGUGCGAUAAAAACAAAAAUGACAGAUAAAUUAAAUGAAUUGAGGCAAAUCUUCUCAUGA